UCGGAGCGGGCGGGUGCAGCAGCCGAGGGCGCGGCGUGCAGGGCGAACCCGGGAGCGGUGGCGGCGCGGCCCGCAUGACCCACCGCCGCGCCCCGUGCGCCCGCGAACCCGCGCCCGGCCCAGCCGCAGGAUGCGCGCCCCUCCGCUGUUGCUGCUCCUGGCCGCCUGUACGCCGCCGCCCUGCGCCGCGGCCUCUCCGACGCCACCGGGCUGGGAGCCAGCCCCCGACGCACCCUGGUGCCCAUACAAGGUGCUGCCCGAGGGCUCCGAGGCGGGCGGCGGGCGCCUGUGCUUCCGUAGCCCCGCGCGCGGUUUCCGCUGCCAGGCGCCCGGCUGCGUAGCGCACGCCUCGGCCGGCCACUCGCUGCGCGCCGGCGUCCUGCGCAACCACAGCGUGCUGCUGCAGUGGCGCUUGGCGCCGGCCGAGGCGCGCCGUGUGCGCGCCUUCGCGCUCAACUGCUCGUGGCGCGGCACCUACACGCGCUUCCCGUGCGAGCGCGUGUUGCUCGGGGCCUCUUGCCGCGACUAUCUGCUGCCCGACGUGCACGACGGUGUGCGCUACCGCCUGUGCCUGCAGCUGCUACCGCUACGCGCUGAGCCCACCGCCGCGUCGGAGCCCGCGGAGUGCGUGGAGUUCGUAGCUGAGCCGCCCGGCAUGCGGGAGAUUGUGGUGGCCAUGACGGCGGUGGGUGGCUCCAUCUGCGUCAUGCUUGUGGUCAUCUGCCUGCUGGUGGCCUACAUUACCGAGAACCUCAUGCGCCCGGCCUUCGGGCGCCCCGGCUUACGCAGGCAUCCCUGAGGCCUCAGCCGGCCCAACGGCGCCUAAAACCCUAGGCUCUCCUCCCGCCUUCCGCUCAUUACUGCUGUCUCAAGAUUCUCAUGGAUUCUCAUGGAGGGCCUGCUGGAGACCGUUGGGAUGGGACCUUGGGAUCGUCGCACGCUUUCCCAGCGGGGAAUUCGCCUUCCAGACUCUGGCUCCAGCUCGGCCCCUGUGCCAGGGCUGCAGCGCUCGCCAAAUCUAGGGCUCUCCCGGCUCUCCAGAGGCCUUUAUAUGGGCGGCUAGGACAUACGGCCCCUUCUAGCAAGAGCCAUUGGCAUCCUUGAUCGUCACCCUGCACUUGCAUCCUGGGCCAAGUUGUCAAAGGCAGGCUGUUGUCAUUGCUUGGUCACUGUGUGCUUUGCGAGGAUGAAGGGGCCACACCUUGGCGCCUGUAUGACCUCUACCCGCUCUCCCUGCGCCACCCCAGUGGGCUUAGGUUAGCUUCGUGCCUUAGUUAUCUCCGGCCCCCUGCUGUUCAGGGAGGUCUGUGGCCCUGAGAUUGACCAACAUGUCUGUGCAUCUGGCCACUGUCUCCUCGGGACACCACCCUUGAGCACUGCAGGAGCAUGUGGUGAGGAGACACAGUCUCACUUUGUUGCCCUGGUAGAGUGCAGUGGCAUCACACAGUUCACAGCAACCUCCAACUCCUGGGCUUAGGCGAUUCUCUUGCCUCAGCCUCCUGAGCAGCUGGGACUAAAUAUCUUUUCGUUAGCCUCCUCUGUUUAUUUAGACUGACAAUCUCCACCAUUCCUUUGCCCCUCCUCCCCACUGUUGCAUUCCUGUAGCAAAAUACCCGCCCAACUCGAGCCCGCUUUCAGGCAGCUAGGCGCGGCUGGAUUCAAUCAACGCGUUGACCAGAUUCACCCUAAUACCUCGAUCCCCAAACUCAAGCGAGCCUAUAAGGACCCAGUUCCAAGCAGGUCU
Molecule: messenger RNA, 1744 nt
Organism: Nycticebus coucang (slow loris)
Lineage: Eukaryota; Metazoa; Chordata; Mammalia; Primates; Lorisidae
Gene: FNDC10
Product: fibronectin type III domain containing 10
Exons: 2
Coding region: 131-799 (222 amino acids)
Source: RefSeq, a predicted model, not a curated record